AUGUCACUUGCCUCGAGAUACAACGCCGCCUCGCCGAAGGCUGAGCCGUCAGAUGGGCGCAAGCAAACGGCUGGGAUUCAGACCACGCCGCUUGGUUUCGAGGAAGCGGGCGGCCGGCCGGCUAUUGUUGGACGGAGGGUUUUGCGCUCCCUUCACAGCGCUCCACCGGGCUCAGCCCGGGAUAUCAGGAUCGGAACCAGAACCAGACGACAACGACGGUGCUCCUGCGCGGAUAUCAAUUCGGGCAAGGCUGACGUGGGGCUUCUUCGAGGAGGGAAUGCAGAUACGCAGGAAGAGGAGCGAAUAGCGAAUGGCGAGGGCAGAAGGGCCGGAGGGCUCUUGGACUGUGUUAUUAUUACGAGUCUACGUCCUGCAAAGCGUCUACUUCGUCAGUUCGUACAGGCCGAGGUGCACUCUGCACAGCACUACAGACUUGUUAUUAUGGCGAAGGACAGAGGAUGGGGCCGGAAGAAGCAUCGAGGCCAGAACUCCGUUUUUGUGCGGACCCUCGCACUCAAACCCACACGGUGCGGGACACCACUAGAAGACAUCGCUACGAGUAAGACACCGCUAGAAGGCAUCGCUAGAAGGAGGCGUCGAUUCAAUUCAGGGAACAAGCCUGUUCUUGUCAGGUUGUCGGUGUUGUCACCAGUUGCAACUUUGUCGGGCCACAGUGACCAGCAUCUCCACCAAAUUAUUGAUGCUCCACCACCACCACCACCACCGCUGGACAGGAGGAGUGGACGUCCCCGAUUCCCCGGGGACCCCCAUUAUUGUUGUUAUUGGACCUGGACACUGGACGCUGGACAGGCUCUUCUCUCUUCGCGAGACCCUUUCCCCGCCGCAUAA
Venustampulla echinocandica is the source of this 849-nucleotide messenger RNA. RefSeq lists its product as uncharacterized. The coding region runs from base 1 to 849 and encodes 282 amino acids. Lineage: Eukaryota; Fungi; Ascomycota; Leotiomycetes; Helotiales; Pleuroascaceae. The record is from RefSeq and is a predicted model, not a curated record. The transcript has 3 exons.